Penicillium odoratum is the source of this 1494-nucleotide messenger RNA. RefSeq lists its product as uncharacterized. The coding region runs from base 1 to 1494 and encodes 497 amino acids. The transcript is spliced from 4 exons. The record is from RefSeq and is a predicted model, not a curated record. Lineage: Eukaryota; Fungi; Ascomycota; Eurotiomycetes; Eurotiales; Aspergillaceae. Gene Ontology annotation, molecular function: cysteine-type deubiquitinase activity. Gene Ontology annotation, biological process: protein deubiquitination.
AUGUCCCUACUCAAUCAUGGUGGCAGAAUUGUGCCCAUUGUACUUGCGGGUCACCAACAACAACACGGCUCUACAGAGUCCUCCGUACUAAACACCAAUUCCCCUUCACAUCCCAACCCUCCCUCCAAUCCCUCUUCGCUGCUGGAUCAGCAAGAUGAUAUCCCUGCCGUGCGUCAACCAAAGACCAUGGACUUCAAAUGCUUAGAGAUGCCCUGUUUGACUGAACGCGGUCUAUUUGCCUUGCCCACAGAAGGAGAUGGGAAUUGCCUCUACUAUUCCCUCUCCGACCAAUUGAAGGGUACAUUUUCCCACGCGGACGAAAUUCGCCAGAUCCUUGCGGCGCAUAUGGCAAACAAUAGAACGUACUUCAUGCAGUUUGUGGUUGCCCAAGGGGGCGAGCGUCGUCGCCCCAAACGAGCCACCGCCUCUGCAUACGCCACGCGUUCGGCCGACGUAUCAUGUCCGUCUGAAGAGGAUAAGGAGAGGCGAUUCGAGGAAAUGGUUGCUUUGACUCGCAAAAACGGCGAAUGGGGGAGUUCAGAGCACCUGCAAGCAUUCUGCCAGGUAUUCAAGGUGGACAUCAAUGUCUACACAAUGGAUGGCGUGCAAAUGUUUCGAGAUGUUCAUGCUAUGCCUGACGAGCAUCGGGACGCCAUCCAUGUCGCCUUCCACGAUUUUAAGCACUACUCCUCUGUGCGAACCAUCGGCGGUUGCCACACAGGGCUUCUGGCUAAGUCGGUGUGCAUCAGGCCCCUAGUGACGUCCCUGAAGGAUGGAGAUUCCAAAGACGAAGCUUCACUAGGUGCUGCCGAUGUCAAAGCGACAGCUGCCGACACCAAAUACAUUCCAAGUACUGAAAACGACACUUCCACAACUCAUCAACUCUCCCCAUCUUCCUCAUUUAACUCCAUCUCCACCAGUGACACCAAAUCUACCAACACAUCUGUACAUACUAAAGAUCCCAACUUAGCCGUCGAUGUUUCCCCUCCUUGGGAUAUACAGACCAUUCAAGAUGCUUUCGGAGGUCGAUAUGACCACGAUACCAUCAGGGACAUGCUUCAGAAAUGUCGAGGCGACAUUGAUCGGGCAUUUGCGGAGCUUCUCGGCGAAAAGAAUGACAGCGAGAAAAAUGUCGUCCCGGGCCCGAGCUUCAAGUCGAACUUGCAGGUAUCACGCUCAUCAUCGCCAUUCAGCACGGGCAGCAAGCGCUCCGCUGAUGACAGCGACGACUCGGAGGACCCGCGCCCAGCCGUUCGACGAGGUCGACCCAGAAAGCGACUCGUUUCCAACCUUACGCUGGGCGUGGGUAUCUCAUUCCGAGACGACCAGAACGAGGUCGUCUCGCUUAAUCUGCGGAUGAAAGCAAAUGCCGAGAAAGCCGCAGAGGCAGAGAAGACCCGAACGGAAGCCUUUAGUGAGGACUCUGAGCAAUCGGAGACGACCCGCAAAGGACCCCGCCGCAGCGGUCGUCUUUCAAAAUCUCGUUCAGCCUAG